AUGGUUUUACCUUUACAUCUCUUUUCAGAUUCCUGUAUAUCAGGGGCUAUGAAGAGUAUAAAACAGGACAUCUUACAGACAAUACAAAAAGAGAUACGUCAGUGUGAUUCUGGCUGGAAAUCCUUUGAUGGAAGCUGUUAUUAUAUUGUUACCACUAUGAAGAAUUGGACAGAGGCCCGGGGCUUUUGUAAAUCAAUGAACAGUGACCUGGUUAUUAUCAAGAGUGCGAGGGAACAGAAAUUCCUUGAAAACAUUACUUCCAUCACCAAAUUUUGGAUCGGCCUCACAAAGGAUAGAAAUAAGAAUGUGUGGAGAUGGGUGGAUGGAACACUCCAUAAUUUAUCAGAUGGAUUCUGGUACGAGGAUGAGCCAAAUAACGAAGCUGGAAGAGAAGACUGUGUUAACCUGUGGAAAGAUAAAAAGUGGAAUGAUGUUUAUUGCACCGGCCUGUAUAAAGCAAUCUGUAGAAAAGGAACAAGGCAAAGUGACUCUGAUAGUGAUGAUUAUGAAAAUGUCCCUGGCACUAAGGAACCAAGGGAGAUGAUGAGGUUUAAACAAGAAUCUAAAGGAGAAAACCUCUCACCAAAAGCUCUGAAGGCAAGUGAAACAUUGGGGACACAGAGGAGACUCCUGAUGGUUCUGGUGACCCUGCUGGUUCUUGUCUUCAUUUUCCUGAUAAUCCUGACCAGCCUCAUGUUUAUAUACUAUUCUACAGUGAGCCGGCAGCUACAGCAGGAACAUGAGGAGAAAGCCAACCUUCUAACCCAAAUCACAGCCAUAAACCAAACACUGGAUUCCCGUAUAUCAGAGGCUAUGGAAAGUAUAAAACAGGACAUACAGACAAUACGAAAAGAGAGACCCCAGUGUGAUUCUGGCUGGAAAUCCUUUGAUGGAAGCUGUUAUUGUAUUGGUUCAACUGAGACGAACUGGACAGAGGCCCAGAGCAUUUGUAAAUCAAUGAACAGCGACCUGGUUAUUAUCGACAGUGAGAGGGAACAGAAAUUCCUUGAAAAUAUUACUGACGACUCAUACUUUUGGAUCGGCCUCACAAGGGAUAACAAUAAUAUGAAUGUGUGGAGAUGGGUGGAUGGAACACUCCAUGAUUUAUCAGAUGGAUUCUGGUACAAGAAUGAGCCAAAUAAUGAAGAUGGAAGAGAAAACUGUGGUCAUCUGUGGAAAGAGAAAAAGUGGAAUGAUGUUUUUUGCACUGAUCUGUAUGAAACAAUCUGUGAGAGAAAAUGGACAUGUUGUGUUUAGUUUUGGAGCCAUAAAUCUAGGUUUAUGAGCAGCUUAUUAGUAUAUCAAUGUCCAGCAAAAAAACAGAAAAACUAAAAUCUUCUGAAAACAAUGGCGGAGACCCUAUAUCCUUCCAAAUAAGGAGCAUUAUAGCUCCACCUCACUGCUACUAUUUGCUAUAAUAUCUGGGGUGGGGCUGAAGAGAUACUUAAUGAUGAAUGACACGGUACUGCGCUCCCUCUAGUCAUUAUAUCUGCUCAGAAGAAAAGGUCCUCAAAAUUUCAGCCUUCGGUCAACUGACAUGUGUCUUCCCCAAAGAAUCACUUGCCUACAGCAUUGGGAUCUGUAUCUGCUUUUCAAUAAAUUGUUGCAAUGAAA
This is a messenger RNA of Xenopus tropicalis (tropical clawed frog), 1614 nucleotides long. RefSeq names its product macrophage mannose receptor 1. The record is from RefSeq and is a predicted model, not a curated record. Lineage: Eukaryota; Metazoa; Chordata; Amphibia; Anura; Pipidae. Gene Ontology annotation, molecular function: carbohydrate binding. The transcript is spliced from 13 exons. The coding region runs from base 1 to 1257 and encodes 418 amino acids.